AUGGUUGUGCGAGUUCACACUAUGCAGCGCCGCAACAGCCGUCCCGUGGUUUCUUUGCAGCUGCCUGUGGAUUACAGCUUCUAUAGAUUCUCAGUGUCGAAAACACGUGGGGACGCAGACCACGCUGAAGUUGCCGAUUUGAUCCUCGAAGAUGAAGCCGGGCAGCCAAUUGACCUGCUGAGCCCGAAGAAUGUGCUGCAGGCCAGGCUUGAUGGCCCAGAAGUUGGGGCCUCUUCUGGAAACGUGGAUCCGUGCAUCGACGGAUCACCAGACACCUCCUGCGUCUUAGAAGUCGGGCAGAGCAUCGUGCUGCAGCUGGCAGAAGGGCAGCAGGUCGGGAGCUACGGCUUCAAAACGGCCGCCGAGAACUCCACCUGGGUGCGGGCUGGAGACCCCGUAUCCUUCGACCUGGCUGGCUCCAUGGAUGGAUCUUCCUGGAAGGAUCUGAGCGUGAAGCGCGUGGAGACCCCGGGUGGUCCUGGGCUGACGGUCGGGCCCUACGUGGUGGCAGACCCCAGUCUCAAGCACACGCAUGUGGAGAGCCACGAGGCAUCAGUGUCCAUUCCACGAGAAAUGCCAGCGCCAGAGAUCCCGGUGGAUUUUGCCAACGAAGCGGCUCCAGCAAAGGUCUCAGGAUUUCCUGGAGCGAUGCCGAUCCCAUCAGCACCGAUGGCAAUGCCACCGGCAAUGCCUCCCGCGGCCACUCGCGACAGCUCCGCCUCCAGCAAGGUCGUGGAAGCGGUCGUGGCAGCAUCCAGGAAGGCCAACCUGCCAGUGGCAGAGGAAAUGGCAUCUGCGGCCGCGGCGGCGGCCGCGGCAAGGAAUUUGCCCAUGGAUGCUUCGCCAGAGGCGAUCGCAGAAGCAGCUGCAGAGUGCGGCUUGUCGCCAGUGUUGGUCAGCAAAUUGGCCCCAUCAUUGGGGACAGUCGAUCCACAGUACUAUGGCGCGAUUCUGGCUGUUUGGCAUGCGGUGGGCAUGGCAACACGGGACGCAGACAGCAAGGCUCCCGUCAAGGUGGUGAAGGUUGUGGAUGCGGCGGCUGAUGCUGGACUCAGUGUUGAGCAGCAGGCAGAAGCGGCUGCAGCUGCAGCGGUGGCCAGCGUCGCAGCAAUGACCACCACAGGUCCCGCGGCCGUGAUCAGUGAGGCCCUGCAGGCUGCGGAAGAUGCUGGCCUGUCCCUGAAGAAGCAGACAGGGAUGGCGGCCGUGCUGGAUGCUGAAUCCACGGAGGAGAAGCAGGCAAUGGUCAAAGUGCUGAAAGCAGCCGCGAUUUUCACCACGCCCCCGCCAGAGCAGUUGGCAGACUACGAUGGAGAGAACCCCGCCGCCAAGAUUGUCGCAGAGACUGUGACUCAGGUGCUGAACGACGUGCCGGUCAGCCCGCAGAAGAAGUUGCAGGUCAUUUCUGCAGCGGCUGCCUCCGCUCAAGCGGCAUACGAGCACUCGACAACCACAACGACCUACGAUGGCGUGAAGAUGGUUGUGGAAGCCGCAGAGGAGGCUGGCAUCAAGGACAUCUAUAAGCUCAAGAAGGUGAAGGAGGAGGCCAUGACUAUGACGCCAGAGAAGCAGCAGGCGGCUGCAAGGUCGCUGCGUGCUGCUGCACACGACUUUGCAACGACGCCGCAGCCGGAUGUUGGCCUUCCAGCUGCCGAGAGAGUGUCUAAAGUGGUCAAGGCCGCAGCUGCAGCAGGAAUGACCGAGAAGCAGCAAGCGGAAAUCGCUGCCGCCGCAGUGGUCGCUUCGGCGCAGGCUGUGCCCGGAGUGACGCCGAUCAGCCAGGACCAAGGCAUCUCCAAUCUGGUCCAGGCCGCCAAGAAGCUGGGGCUAUCAACUGCGGAGCAAGAUGCUUUGAUGCACGCCGGGACGGGGCUAAGUGACGACGAGAUCAAUUCGGUCGUCUCCUCAAAAGUUGGAGCGCAGGCCGGGGUGUGCCUAAUAUGCCUCCCUGUGGCACUCGUGCCUCGGAUUCGAGCGCUGUGGCGCGAGCGCUGUGCCUCGAGGGCUCGGCGCACGAAGACAUGCCCGGCGCUGGAAGCUGACGCGCUCGCUGCCCGCCAAGACCUGGAGGCGGAGGGCACCACGCGGCGUCACGCCAGGCGCAAGCAGCGCACGAAGACCUGCCCCUCCAGCGCGUUGCAGAACAUCCAGGAGGACCGCGAAGCGACCAGCGCGACCAUGCGGCUACAAAGGCGGAUGGAUUCGCCGCAGUCGGAGGCAAAGCCCUGCUCUCCGCACAGCUCCACCAGUGAAAGCCUGCCGGAGGUGUCGGCCUCGGCUGUGCACACCCCCAGCACUUCUGCUUCCACUCCUGGCGCGUGCCUGAUGAUCCAGAACUGGCGAUCAGGGGCACAAAUAGGACAGGGCUCCUACGGUUCUGUCGCGCGUGCGCUUGACAUCGACAACGGCUACAUCUUCGCGGUGAAGAAGUCUACCGUCACCCAGAGUGACGAGGAGGAUCGCAAGUACCUGGCAAAGCUGAGGGAAGAGCUGGACAUCCUCAGAUCGCUGCGGCAUCCCAACAUUAUUUGCUACCUGGGGCACGAGUACACUGGCGGGACUCUGUACAUUUUCAUGGAGCUCGCCGAGGGCGGGUCCUUAGCGAAGCUGCUGAAGGAGUUUGGGGCGCUGGAAGGACCAUUGCUCCGGAACACGAUCCUCGGAAUGCUCCAAGGCUUGGUGUAUCUUCACACACGCAACCCCGUGGUGGUCCACCGAGACAUCAAGAGCGCCAAUGUGCUUUUGGACUUGGACUUCAACGUGAAGCUGGCAGACUUCGGCUGCUCCAAGCAGUGCAUUGACAUGUCCACGUCUUUCCGGGCGACCGGGUCUUUCAUGUGGAUGGCGCCAGAGGUCAUUUUGGAGAAGGAAGGCUAUGGAAGAAAGGCAGACAUUUGGAGCUUUGGCUGCACGGCUGUGGAGGCAAUCACUGCCCACCCACCUUGGGGAAAGGGCGUCAUCGACGGCCUGAUGUCUGCCAUGAGGAUCAUCGGCUACUCUGAGCAGAUGCCACCCAUACCGGAAGCUGCAACCCCAUGCCUGAAGAGCUUGCUGCAAAGUUGCCUGCAGCGCUCGCCGGAUAUGAGGCCCGCAGCGUCGGAGCUCCUCAGCCACGAGUACUUCGUGCCAGUGAAGGCAAGGGCCCGGGCGGCCAUGAGCUGGGGACUGGGCGCAGUGAUUCCCAGUGCACCGCAUUUGACGCAGCAGGUGUUGCAGCCGGCCGACAAGGUGGCACAAGCAGCCACCUUUUUCUUCUUCUUUGCGGCUGCAAAGAUGUGCGAUGUCAGCGAUGACGAGAGGCCGCGGCCGCAGGUCUCAAAGUUUGAGACGCCACAGACGGUGACCAUUGGCCAGGCACAGGCUGCGUCCGACGCGAUGGAGGAGGAUGGUGAUGAUGAGCCCUUCGAGACUGAGGACGACGCCUGGGCAGGAGAGGAUCGCCGGGAGGAUGUGCUGCAGUGCCGUGCUCUGGGCGAGCGAGCUCUGAGGAGCGGUGACGUCGCUGAGGGCAUCAGGUUGCUGGAGAAGGCCAUGCGCCUCGGGGGUGACAGCUGCCCAGGACUCGAGGACACCCUGCGCGCCGCGUGCGCCAUGGAGCAGGCGGCGCCGGUUGCGGCCAAGGAGCUCCGGGAGGAGCGGCCCCAGCUGAACGGCGGCAUGGUGGAGGACAGAUACGCCUGGUCCCAGAACAAGGAGACCGUGGAGAUCAACCUGUUCGUGCCUGAAGAUGCCAAGGCUAAAGACAUGAAGGUUGAUGUCUCCGAGACCCACCUCAACAUUUCCAUGGCUUCACGGCCAUUGCUGUGUGGUGAGUGGGAAUUCAAGGUCGCACCGGAGGAGGAUCCGGACUGGGAGCUGAAGAGCUGCCAUGGCCGGAGAGCCUUGCGGCUUCAGGUGCGAAAGGCUGCGAUGCCAGGCGGCAUGAGCGUGGCAGUUUGGUGGAGCCGCGUUUUGAAGGGCGAGCCUGCCAUUGAUGUCAAAGGCAUCGAGGGGCGAAAGCGGGACCGCGACAAGAGCGAGGAGUUUCAGAAAGCUUGGAGCGAUGCACACGCGAUGUUCAAGGAGUCCGUGAAGAACCGGCAGCCCAUUCUGAUCCCGACAGAGGCGGACUGA
This is a messenger RNA of Effrenium voratum, 4113 nucleotides long. The record is from the annotation of a GenBank genome assembly. NCBI's taxonomy places the organism in Eukaryota, Dinophyceae, Suessiales, Symbiodiniaceae.